AUGUCAAGCAGCCCUUCCAACGUGUCGUCUCCAGCCUCUUCUGCUUUCACAGCAGGCGAUUUGAAUCUGCAUCCGGUUCCUCGCAUUGGCCUUUCUGCUCCUGCAAGCCUACAAUCUAUCCAAUGCGACGAGGCCGAUGAAGACGUUCCUCCUUUGGACAUCGUUGGGCCGUUUGCCGGCGAUCUCAACGCACAGGCCAUUUCUCAGAGUGAUCAGGACCUCCUCAAUCUGUGGAACGACAAGCUUGACUCUGAGUCUCUUGAGUACUGCAGUCGAUGCAAGGAGUCCUGGUUCAACAUGGUCCUUGUAAAUGAUGUCUGUUCUGCCUGCCGUCGUCGUGACGCCGAUGGGAAAAGGCAGCCUCACGAACCUUUCCUCUUCUCCGAAGAAAAUAACCUGGAUCUCGGCAGCGUUCCCAACGAGCUCCCAGAGCUAUCCCAAGUCGAGGAGAUGCUCAUUGCGCGGGUGCAUGUCCACAUCCAGGUUUUCCAGUACCGUGGCCAGCAGUAUAAGUAUCGUGGUCAUGUCAUUAACUUCUUACGGGAUAUUGGCCACGUCUAUACGCAGCUUCCUCUUCUGCCGCGCGAAUUGGACAUCAUCAUAAUACGCCCAGGGGAUUCAACGAACCAGCCACACGUCGUCCGGCAGUUUCGACGUCAAUUCCGUGUUAGGCAAGGUCACAUUCGCGUCUGGCUUGAGCACCUUCAACUCAACCACCCUGGCUAUCGGGAUAUCUUCAUUGACGCUGAGCGCCUAAGUCGGCUACCGAACGACGGUGAUGUGGUUGAUCAAAUGCUUACCGAGGAAGUCGAUGUGCCCGAGGGCGUGCUAGCAGAGCAAUAUCCUAUAGAGCACCCUGACCCUGAGGCCGUUGAGAAUGCUGAUGCAGCUGGCAUCGACGACUACGAUGCAGCAGCAGUCCCAAACUUCAUUGCAGCGCAGGCUGACCUUGAGCGUCUCCGGGCUCAGCUUGAGGAUCACGAACCCGUACCGCCCGAGCAGAUCCCUCUGCGCCAGGCCCACAUCGAGAUGCCUAAUAUCCGGUCUACACCUCUCAAUGAGUUCAAUCGUUCCCAGCCUCUGCUGUCUCUCGCCUUUCCUACCCUCUACCCUACUGGGCAGGCAGACUUCGUGGCGCCUCGUCAGAGGACAAUUCGCCUCCAGAGACACAUGCCGUCAUAUGUUGAAUGGCGUGAGGCUGAUGGCCGUGGUAAGGGUGCUAUUGCGUUCCGGAAUCUCCUUGAAAACCCUCAUAUCGCAGCAUAUCACUUUCACAGCCGUUUUACUAGCUUCCUUAAGAUAUACUGCUCUAAAGCUGAGAAGCAGACGGAGAGCUACCGCGACGUCGCCAGGGCCAUCUUGCCUAGAGUCAAUGCACGACAGGGUCUCGUCAGCUUCGUCGCCAAGUUCAUGAACAAGCUUACGGCUGAGCGUGACUGGUCUGCUAUGGAGAUUAGCCACCUGCUGCUCAGCCUACCACUCCAGCAAAGCACGAGGACUUUGACCUACUUUGAGCUUCUCACCAAAGUCGACUUUACACGCCCGGCAGCAUGGCACUACUACAGCCGAGCCCCUGACCGUGUGUUGAGCUAUUUCCCUCGGUAUAAGGCCCUCCGCGGUAACGAGCAGUACGAGGACUUUUGUCGUGUCAAGUUGACCCUCCACCAUCCUCAUCGCGACCCUCAGGAACUCAAAGAGGUAGAUGGCACCCUUUUCGACACCUUCUCUGGGGCAUACGACCAUUGCUCUGCUGUCCACGACGUUCAUCCAGACGACUACUAUGGGGACCUCCCUCCUCCAGUCGAAGAGGAAUUCCAGGAAGAACCGCGUAACGAGGAAGAUGUUGCGGCUGAGGAUUGGGAAGAGCUUGCUGCAGUGCUUCCAAAUCGUGGUCCAGAUGAAGAUGACAUUGAGUUACUGGGGAAUCGCGAUUUUGACCUUGCUCACGAUUGGCAGCCCUACAUUGGCAAGUAUCCUGGUUUAGCCAUUCUAGGGCAUGACUAUUGGAAGGAGCUUAAAGCUUUACACCCCCUAGGCAACAACCAGGAUGAUGUCCCUGAUGGCCUCUUUGAUCAGCUUAACGUCGAGCAGCGCACUGUGUUUGACCUAUUUACUCGACAUCUUGAGAAGGCUCUCGACCCUCAACAGCCAAACCCGGCACCGCUCCUUGUGCAGGUAGACGGAGAAGGCGGCACAGGCCCUACAGACAUUGCCAACCUACAGUCAAAGCUACGCAACCUCUGCUACCUCAUUAUCGACGAGAAGUCAAUGAUUGGCUUGCGUACUUUUGGCUACAUUGAUAGCCGCCUCCGACAAAUAUUUCCCGAAUAUCAAGACACCUUUUUCGGCGGCCACUGGGAGCUGCUCUGCACCCGCGUCCAGGCCAAUCUGACCUUAGCCGAGGUUACGUGCUUUGACGGGGCAGUACGCAUCUACACAACGAAUGCCCAGGUUCGGGCAACAAAUUUACCCAUUUGCAUUGGGGCAAGAGUUAUGUUGACUGAGAACGUCUGGACUGAUGUUAGCCUUGUUAAUGGAUCCUCAAGCUCAUCACCCUUUGUCAUUAUGGUCCGCUUCGAUCGCUAUACCGGCCCCCUUAUUUCGACGACCCUGAGCUAG
Messenger RNA from Hirsutella rhossiliensis, 2619 nucleotides. RefSeq names its product ATP-dependent DNA helicase PIF1. Lineage: Eukaryota; Fungi; Ascomycota; Sordariomycetes; Hypocreales; Ophiocordycipitaceae. The coding region runs from base 1 to 2619 and encodes 872 amino acids. The record is from RefSeq and is a predicted model, not a curated record. The transcript is spliced from 9 exons.